UAGUACACCAUACCAGGGACCUACCUGCUGAUCACGAGUGGUGGAGAACGCCGAAAUAGGGAGCAACAAACGUGAAAAAACUAUUAAAUCUCGCAGUUAACCAGAGAGAAGCAACUUGGCAACAUGUCUGAGCCUGCCAUUGAUAAGCCGGACGAUGUAGUGGAAGAGGCACCGGCGGCUGAAGAGCCGGCAGCUAAGAAUGAUGAACAGGUGGAAACAGCCGAGAAGAAGACGGAGGAGGAGACCUCGCCCAGGAAGAGGAAGCGCCAAGUACACGAUGCCAAUGGGCAUCUGUUCCGAAACACCAACUUCAAGCAGCCAACCUUCUGUUCGCACUGCAACAAGUUCAUCUGGGGUAUGUGGUCCCAAGGUUACCAGUGUAAAGCGUGCCGUGUGGUGGUCCACAAGCGAUGUCAUGAUCAGAUUAUUCCAGCAUGCCCUUCCUCAUCAGACCAACCAGGGGAUAAUUAUUCGCAUGCGUUGAAGGUCAGCAAUUAUUUCCGACCCACAUUCUGUCGUCACUGUGGUUCUUUGCUGUAUGGCUUCAUACACCAGGGCCUCAAAUGUCAGGAUUGCAAGAUGAACUUCCACAAACGAUGUGGCAAACAUGUUGCGCCGAAUUGCGUCCGAAAAGUUACGACCGAGGUGGAGUCCUAGGUCAACCAAGUAUUGAUGGGCGAUGAACCAGUGAGACGUCGGCGCUUGGAACACCAUUCAGUGGAUUUUUUUGAUCUUAGCAGAGUUUGUUGAGCUAGAGAUAAAAAUCUGAACUGCCUUGUAGCAAUAGUGUUUGUCGGCUUCGCUUUUUUCCAUAAGAGCUCGCAAUGUAAAUGCAUUUAUUGCUUCGCAGGAUUGACAGUAGUACGUUUCUGUAAUGCAUCAGAUUUGCUGCUUACUUGUGCAUAGCGUGAAGUGAGUGCCUUACAGAGGCAAACUGUGUUUUAAUGUCAACGACUUUGUGCGCAACAGUUUAGCUUCGACUUAAAUUACCAGAAAAAGGCACUGUAGAUGGAGACAUUUCACUUCAGCGUUCGAAGUAUUCGACGCCAAAUUUAAAUAGGAAGAAAACAGGUAUAUUAAGAAUAGUUUAUUUUGCAUGAACAUAUGAACAUAAAUUUUGAUAUUUUGAUAAUUAUAUGAAUAUAUACUGCUUCCGAACAUAAUUAUUUUUGUAUUAUUCUUAAAGAUCUUUCAGUACCUUUUUGUAAAUAAAUACAUUAUCAAGACAAAAGAUUUGUGUGGACAAGCUAUUGUGGUGUAGAGAACGUUCCAUAGAAUUAUGCACGUGCCACACCUCAUACAUCCAGGAUUUAAAUAACCUUAUAUCGCAUUUCAAAUAAGGAAUUUUCUUUUCAAAACUAAAACCUAAUUAGAACGUAAAUUGACGUUGGCAUUUCCUUUGACCCAGUGUACUCUCUGAAAUAGGUUUGAUGCAUGUAACAUGUUUUUGAUGCCGUUUUCUAUUUUAUGCGCUAAGUUUAAAUUAAGCUGUGACAGUAGAUGUUACCUGCGUUAAAUUUAAACUCCCACUUUUAGGCGCCAUGUAACCCAAGCUGUGCUCAUACAUAAGUUUAUUACUUUUUGUCCUGUGAGCCGAUCAGUAAGUCAUCUUGGAUAAUCACGUGACAGCUUUUGGAAUAUUGUCAUUCCAUUCGAAUUCCUUGGGUAUCAAUUUUUAGGAAUUUCAAUGAUGCUCAUUGGUAAUGAUAAAUUCAGUGAACUGGUGCAUGCUUUUUUGAGUAAAAGAUGAGCAAGUGUAACGAGCAAAAAUACCUUGUCGAUGUG
Molecule: messenger RNA, 1785 nt
Organism: Acanthaster planci (crown-of-thorns starfish)
Lineage: Eukaryota; Metazoa; Echinodermata; Asteroidea; Valvatida; Acanthasteridae
Product: calcium-independent protein kinase C-like
Biological process (GO): phospholipase C-activating G protein-coupled receptor signaling pathway; intracellular signal transduction
Cellular component (GO): cytosol
Molecular function (GO): protein serine/threonine kinase activity
Source: RefSeq, a predicted model, not a curated record